Molecule: messenger RNA, 1704 nt
Organism: Esox lucius (northern pike)
Lineage: Eukaryota; Metazoa; Chordata; Actinopteri; Esociformes; Esocidae
Gene: dpp7
Product: dipeptidyl-peptidase 7
Exons: 13
Coding region: 143-1621 (492 amino acids)
Biological process (GO): proteolysis
Cellular component (GO): vesicle
Molecular function (GO): serine-type exopeptidase activity; dipeptidyl-peptidase activity
Source: RefSeq, a predicted model, not a curated record
GUCAUGUGAUUCAGACAAUUAUUUAUGGAUAUGUUUUGCUGAUACAUUCACUAGCGUAAUAAUAAACACAACCAUCAUGCGAUUAUAGACAAUGAUUUUUGGUUCGUUUUUUGCAGUGGCUUAAACCAGCAGCAUUUUCAAAAUGCCAAGCCGGCAGGGAUUCGUUUGCGUUAUUGCAUUGCUCUCCUUCUACUCCGAGACGCAGGGGCUUCCACAUAGCAGGCGUUUUCAGGUGAAAAAUCAUGAACAUGGCACUGACCCAAAACCGAAGUUCACUGAGAAAUACUUUCCCCAAAUACUGGACCACUUCAACUACAACAGCAUGGGAAAUGGAACCUUUGACCAGCGGUACCUUAUCACAGAUGAGUACUGGAAGAGAGGCUAUGGGCCCAUCUUCUUCUACACAGGCAACGAGGGAGACAUCUGGGAGUUUGCCCUGAACUCUGGCUUCAUCACUGAGUUGGCGGCACAGCAAAGAGCCCUGGUCAUAUUUGCUGAGCAUAGAUACUAUGGCAAAUCACUCCCGUUUGGCGAGGAUUCCUUCAACAUCCCUGAGGUUGGGUUACUGACAGUGGAGCAAGCCCUAGCAGAUUAUGCUAUCAUGAUCACCGAACUGAAAGGUCAACUCGGUGCCUCUGCAUGUCCAGUCAUUGUCUUUGGUGGGAGUUACGGAGGGAUGCUGUCGGUCUACAUGAGACUGAGGUACCCCAACAUAGUUGCAGGGGCAUUGGCUGCCAGUGCUCCCAUCUUGUCCACUGCAGGAAUGGGGGAACCCAAACAGUUUUUCCAGGAUGUCACAUCUGAUUUUGAGAACUACGCUCCAGAGUGUGGAGAUGCUGUCCGAGGGGCAUUCCAACGGCUUCAGGACCUGGCCCGCGUGGAAGACUACAGGCGUAUCCAGUCAGCGUUCUCCCUGUGCCAGACCCCCUCCUCCGAUAAGGACACCCGCCAGCUGAACGGGUUCCUCCGUAACGCCUUUACCCUGAUGGCUAUGCUGGACUACCCCUAUAGCACCCACUUCAUGGGCAACAUGCCCGCCAACCCAGUCAAGGUGGCCUGCGAUACCAUGUUGGGGGGAGAUGAUUUGCUGCAGGCCCUCAGAGACACCGCAGGAAUAGUGUACAACUCGACUGGAGAUCUGACCUGCUUCGAUCUCUACACUCUGUACGUGGAGUGUGCCGACCCGACUGGCUGUGGACUGGGCUUUAACAGUCUGGCCUGGGAUUACCAGGCCUGCACAGAGAUCGAGAUGUGCUUUGAGAGCAACAAUGUGACUGACAUGUUCCCUGUCAUGCCCUUCACUGUGAAAAGCCGGGAACAGUACUGCUCCAAGCGCUGGGGGGUGAUCCCUAGACUGGGCUGGCUCAAAACCCAGUUCUGGGGUGAUGCUCUCUCCACGGCAAGCAACAUCAUAUUCUCUAAUGGAGAUCUGGACCCAUGGGCAAAUGGAGGGGUAAGAAAGUCCUUGAGCUCAUCGCUGAUUGCCAUUAACAUCUCAGAAGGGGCACACCAUUUGGAUUUGAGAGGUGCCAAUGAUGCUGAUCCAGCGUCGGUUAUAAAGGCGCGUAAGAUGGAGUCAGACACCAUCGCCCAGUGGGUGAAAAUGGAGAGAUACGGGUGAAAUGCCUUUCAAAUGGACUGCAAUGACCGACAAUUUAAAACAAAAGGUUGUUCAAUAAAGCAUUUUAAUCUUGACAUUUUUAC